Plasmodium vinckei vinckei is the source of this 2352-nucleotide messenger RNA. Its product is annotated as 6-cysteine protein. The record is from RefSeq and is a predicted model, not a curated record. The transcript has 2 exons. Bases 1 to 2352 code for a protein of 783 amino acids. NCBI's taxonomy places the organism in Eukaryota, Apicomplexa, Aconoidasida, Haemosporida, Plasmodiidae.
AUGAGUGUGUUAGUAAAAAAUAAGUACAAACCCAUUAGAUGUCUAGUUUGGUGUAUUUUGUUGUGUCUUAUUUUAUGGAACAACUGUUUAGAGGGACUAAAUAAAUUUAAUCCAUUGCUUAAAGAAGAAGGAUCUUUAUAUUUGAAAGUGGCAUAUAAUUGUGAGUAUAGUGGGUUGAUAGAAUUAGAGAAUAAUUAUAUUUUACAUUAUUGUUUUUUUAUUAGUGAUGAAACUAAUGGAUUAGCAUUUACUACAUUCAAUACAUUAAAAUUAAAAUGGGAUUUACCUAAAGAAGUUUUAUUAUACAAGAAUGAUGAUAUACAAGGAUAUUCAUUUAUUACAGAUUCUAUUACAAACAAUUUAAUUUUAAUAUACGAUAUAAAUAAUAUAAUAAAGGUAACAGUAUUUAAUAAUUAUAUUGAGCCAUCUGUUAUUUCUAAUAAAAUUACUUUAAAUUAUAAAAUGGUACAUAAAUUUAAUAUAAUCUCUAAGAUUACAUAUUUUUAUAAAAAUAAAAAAUCCUUAUUUAUGUGUGGUAUGAAUAAUAGUGGAAAUAUAAUUUGUUCUUUUUCUUUUGAUUAUGGAUUAACCCUAAAAGAUGAAAAUAUGAUUGAGUUUAUUUUAAAAGAUCCGAUUCCAAUAAGUCAAUAUAAAGUAGAUGUAAAAUUUAAAAAACAUUAUGUUUAUUUUAAUUUAAGAGAAGAACAUAAAGAAAUAAGUUUUUAUGAGUUUAAAUGUUUUCAAGAUACAGAAAAUUCAUAUACUUGUGAUCCUUUAAAUAAAAUUUUAGCAAACUUACAAAAUCUAAAAUAUAAAUAUAUACUUCGUACAAAAGAUUCACAAAUUCUUUCAUAUCAAAAAGGAAAUAUAUGUUACAUUGGGAGUCUCUAUGUUACAAACAUUUUUAUGGAAAACUCAUGUAGCCUUUGGGUAAACGAUUUAGAUACAAAAAGAGAAGAUGACGAUGAAGUAAGUUUUAGUAUUGUAGUUCCAAAAUCUUUUAACAUAGUAAAAAAUAAAUGUUUUGAAAGUAACAAUAAUAUGAAUAGCUCAAUGUAUUAUUUAAAAGAAGAAGAAGACGAAGAAGAAAGUAAUAUAAAGACAUUUAUAUUCACAGUUUAUAAACAUAUAUUGAUACAAGAAAUAGAUCAAAAUAAUAAAUGUACAUUUGAAAAUAAUAUAAAUAAAGAAAAAAUAUAUGUUGUCUUAAAUAUGGAAGAUUAUUAUAAAACAUAUAAUUGUGAUAUUACAAUUGAAAAUUGUGAUUUUUUUAUAUAUGAUCAAAGUAAAAUAACAAUAGAUUAUAAUAAAAGUUGGAUAGUAGAUGAAGAAAUAAAAGAAUCAAAUAUACUUUAUAAUGGUAUAUAUGUAUCUUUAUAUAAUAUAUUAAGCCAAACUAAUGCUAACAAUUUAAUUGAAAUAAAUAAUAAUAAUAUUGUAUUAACUAUUCCAUCUUUUAUACCUAGUACGAGGACAAUAAAAAUUGCAUUUUUUAAAAAAAAUGGAAGAAGUGAUGAAAUAAAUGAAUAUGAAGAUGAUGAUGAAAAAAGUAAUGAUGAAAUAAUUCAAGGUAGUGGGAAAUAUGGCAAAGUUGCUAAUAAAGAAACUCGAUAUGCUUAUAUACGAUUACAAAAAACUUAUAAACCUAUAAAAAAAGUAUUAGGAAUAAAUUUCUCAGAUAUUUUUGAUAUAUAUUAUAAAUAUUAUAAAUCUUAUAAAGAAAAUAUUAAAUUUUUAGUAAAUGAUUUUUCAGAAACAAAUUAUAUUGGUAUAAUAUGUCAAACAAAUAAAGAAACAGAUGUAAAACCAUGUAAUUUUACUUUUAUAAAUGAUCCGAGUCAAAAUAAUACAUCUAUACCUAUUUCAUCUCUUAUAAAAAAGCCACCAUUUUUAUCUUACUUUAGUAAAAAUAGAAUACAACAUCAAAAUAGUACUGAAUAUGUAAGUGAAACUCGUUUUAUUUUUCCAAAAAAUUUUAAUGAAACUUUACAAGAAAAAGGAAUUAAAGAUAUACAUUUUAGAUGUAUUUGUUCUACCCAUAAUGGGAAAAAUGAAAUUGAUACAAAUCAUGAAAUACAAUAUUUUAUAACUACUGGAAAUAUAUCUAAUGAAGAUUUAUUUGAAGUUCCUAGAUACACUACAAAUAAUACUUUAUCUACCCCCAAUCAACAUUCAAGAAUAAACAACAGAACUCAUAGAUUAGCAAAAAAUAAUAAUUCUUUACCUAAUCAUAUGAAUGAAGAAAAUGUAAAAUAUAAUUAUAAUACUGGUUCAGUUUAUAAAUCUGAAUUUAGUUUUUUUCAGUUUUUUGUAGGUAUAGCUAUAUUUCAUACUUUGAUAUAUUCUUUAUAG